AUGAAAUCCAACAGAAAGACCCAGAUCGCCAUCUUUUCCAAUGGUUACAACGCCUCAAGUGCCGCUGCGUCGGAUCCUAGGGCCAGACCCGCGGCGCAUACGGCAGCAGGAAAACAUGACAGACACCUGCCAAAGCAGACCGAGAGCCAAAAAAAGGAGCGCGUUUUGGCCGCGGUCCCAGAGAGAGGUUUACCCAGCCCGAAACACGACAACAUGUCGGAUCGCCCAUCACACGUCGAAAAGGGCUCACCCUGGAAGCACUAUCAGGCCGAGUUCGAGCUCAACGAUCUCGGGGGUACUCUGACAGUGGCGUCAAGACAUCGAAAACUGUUCCACAUCAGGGAACUGGUCCGCACGGAGUCAAAAGAAGUCCUGGAAAAGCUGAGAGUGCUUCGCCACCCAAAUGUUGUCGAGUUCAUCCAGG
Molecule: messenger RNA, 424 nt
Organism: Colletotrichum abscissum
Lineage: Eukaryota; Fungi; Ascomycota; Sordariomycetes; Glomerellales; Glomerellaceae
Exons: 1
Source: RefSeq, a predicted model, not a curated record